Messenger RNA from Pogoniulus pusillus (Red-fronted tinkerbird), 4242 nucleotides. It is a transcript of the gene NT5C1A, whose product is annotated as 5'-nucleotidase, cytosolic IA. The transcript has 6 exons. Gene Ontology annotation, biological process: adenosine metabolic process; nucleotide metabolic process. NCBI's taxonomy places the organism in Eukaryota, Metazoa, Chordata, Aves, Piciformes, Lybiidae. The coding region runs from base 11 to 1087 and encodes 358 amino acids. The record is from RefSeq and is a predicted model, not a curated record. Gene Ontology annotation, cellular component: cytoplasm; cytosol. Gene Ontology annotation, molecular function: magnesium ion binding; 5'-nucleotidase activity; nucleotide binding.
CCGCCGGGCAAUGGAGCCGCCGGGCACGGCCGGUGCCCCGGGAGCGGCGGGGCAGCCGUGGGACGAGGCCAAGGCUUUCUACGACAACCUCGCCCCCAAGAAGAAACCCAAAUCGCCCAAGCCCGAGAACGCCAUCACCAUCGCCGUGUCCUCUCGGGCGCUGUUCCGCAUGGAGGAGGAGCAGAAGAUCUACACCGAGCAGGGGGUGGAAGCCUACGUCAAGUACCAGCUGGACCACGAGAACGAGCCCUUCCUCCCGGGGGCUGCCUUCCCCUUCGUCAAGGCACUGGAAGCAGUGAACAUGCAGCUGCGUGAGCUCUACCCUGACAGCGAGGAGCUCUUCGACAUCGUCCUCAUGACCAACAACCAUGCCCAGGUUGGGGUUCGUUUGAUCAACAGCAUCAACCACUAUGGGCUGUUCAUCGAGAGGUUCUGCAUGACGGGAGGGAACAGCCCCAUCUGUUACCUCAAGGCUUACCACACCAACCUCUACCUCUCCUCCGACGCCGAGAAAGUGAGUGGGGCCAUUGAAGAGGGGAUCGCUGCAGCCACCAUCUUCAGCCCCAGCAGAGAGCCGGAGGUGUCGGAGCGGCAGCUGCGGGUGGCGUUCGACGGCGACGCUGUGCUCUUCUCGGACGAGUCGGAGCAGAUCGUGAAGGCUCACGGCCUGGACAUGUUCUUCGAGCACGAAAAGGCUCACGAGAACAAGCCUCUGGCACAGGGCCCCCUGAAGGGCUUCCUGGAGGCCCUGGGCAAGCUGCAGAAGAAGUUCUACUCCAAGGGGCUGAGGAUGGAGUGUCCCAUCCGGACCUACCUGGUCACUGCCCGCAGCGCUGCCAGCUCGGGUGCCAGGGCCCUAAAGACUCUGCGCAGCUGGGGCCUGGAGACCGACGAAGCUUUGUUCCUGGCGGGGGCUCCCAAGGGCCCCCUGCUGAGGAAGAUCCGUCCCCACAUCUUCUUCGACGACCAGAUGUUCCACGUGGAGGGAGCCAAGGAGCUGGGCACCGUGGCUGCCCACGUCCCGUACGGGGUCGCCCAGAAGCACAAGCGGCUGGCGCAGGAGGAGCAGACCCCCAACAGCAAGUAGUGGAGCUGCUGGUGCCUGGCAGCUGCCCUGUGCUCCGUGUCCUGCCCCACGAGAGCGAGAGCCUUUGUCCUGGGGGGCAGUGGGAACCUUGCUGGGGGCACGGAGGGAGGAUGGGCUUGGCAGGAGGUUUCCUUUCGCUGCUGCAGUCGUUGCUGUGUCUGUGGUGUUGUGCCCAGCCCUGGGGGGGGGGGAGGUUGGAGUGUGCCCUGUGCCAGGCAGCCUCAAGAGGUUUCCCCAUCCCUCUGCGCUCUGCAUAUGGCUCAGGCUUAAUCCCUCCGGGAUGCCUCCUGCCUUUUUGUGGCCUGGGCAGGUUUGAGCUCUUGGUGUUUCUUUCAACCCCCCUCAAAUCAUUCCCAAGAGCCUUUGAUGGCCAAAGCAAACGUUCAGGCUGAGCUGCUCAGGCUGGGAAGCUGGGGAGGACACAAACCUCCUCCUUGCAGCUUUUGAACCAGGUUGGCCCUUUUGAUCCAAAUUAAUUAAGCCCCAGCAUUACCCCUCCAAAUUAAGCCCCAGCAUUGCCCCUUCACACACCCAACCCCCUGCCCCCCAGCUGGAAAUCUUCCCUAUCUUUGUCCACCCUUCAGGAUUUUCUCAGCUGAGCAGCUUCCCAAAGCUGGAAAACCAGAAGCAAACAGCUCCAUUGCAAGAAUGAAAGAAAAUAACACUAACAAUCAUUAAUGAUGAUUUACAAAUCCCCUUUCUUGCUUGGAGCUUUGGGCCCAGGUUUUGAAUGUUUGGGUUUCAGAGUCAGCCCUUGAAUAAUCAUUUCCAUGAGGCAGCCAAAGCCCAGCUCUGGUGUGAGCCAUCCAGGGUCUGCAGACACAUGCCUGGGGCUCUAGAGCCUGCUUUUAGCUUAAUUCAUGUAUUAGGGACAUCAUUUGAAGUCCAUUUAGGUAAAUCUGCUCAGAGUUUCAGCCUGAGGGCUUUAAUUAGAGGGUUUUAUUAUUUCCCUCCCCCCUUUCUGAGCUGAGCCCAUAUGACUUGAUAAGCUUUUGGGGUUAUUUUGGCUCUUGAGCUUCUCAAAACUGCCUAAAAGAGGCACCUCUGGAAGUGAGGCUGUGAGGGAGAAUCCAAUCUCCAAAUCCAGGAGAAAAUGGGGAAGAGAAAUGGAUUGGAAACCUGUUCCAGGAGCAGUGUGGAACUGACACUGCUGUGUCUGCACAAAGCCCUGUCCCAAGGGCCACUCCCGGGGGGAAAUGUCUUUAGUUUGGUCUCUUCUUGAUUUUUCCUUCCCUUUUUCAAAUGUAUUUCAUUGACUCCUGGAAUGGCUCAGGUGGGAAGGGACCUCAGAGCUCCUCUGCUCCAAUCUCCUCUCCAUGGGCAGGGACACCUCUCAGCUAGGCUCAGCUGCUCAAGAUCUCAUCCAGCCUGGCCUUGAGCAUCCCCAGGCAGGAGGCAGCCACAGCCUCCCUGGGCAGUCUGUGCCAGAGUCUCUCCACCCUGGUACUGAAGAACUUCUUCCUCAGCUCCAGUCUAGCCCUGCUCUGCCUCAGCUCCAAACCAUCCCCCCUUGGUCUGUCUCAGACAUCCUCAUGCAAAGUCUCUCUGCAGCCUUCCUGCAGGAUCCCUUCAGGCACUGGCAGCAGCUCUGGGGUCCCCAUGGAGCCUUCUCCUCUCCAUGCUGCACACCCCCAGCUCCCUCAGCCUGUCCACACAGCAGAGCUGCUGCAGCCUUGGCUCAUCUUUGUGGCCUCCUCUGGACUCAUUCCACCUGCUCUGUGCCCUCCUGAUGCUGGGGGUAUGAGCCCUGGGUGCAGCACACCCAGGGUUGGGCACAGAGGAUGCCCAGUGCCAUCUGACAGCUGUUUGCUACAAGCACCAAUCCAUGGGGCUGAAGUUCUCCGAGGUUAGGUUCUGCCUCCAGCUCAGCUCUUCCCGAGAGCGAGGCUGCAGCUGGAGGUGUUGCACUUUUGAUAGCUCUCUAAAGAAGCUGCUGCUGCCUUCAGUGGCUCUGGAGCCUUUUCUCCUUGUUCUAGCAUUGAAAAGCUAAUUGCACUUUCCCCACCCCCUGCCAUCUGGCACGGGCAGACUGUUAGCUGUCACACCUGGGUGACAAGCACCUCAGAGCAAGGUCAAAGACCCAAGAAGGAAAAAGAAGUCUUGAAAGGAGUAAGCACCUCACUAACAUUUAUUGCUGCACAGCUCUGUGAGGAGCUCCCAUCCCUUGGCUUUCCUUUUAAAGUGAAUCUCAGCUGCUGGGGUCUGAGGUCUUGCAGACCGUUUUGGCAGCUGGGGGGGACAGGCAGCCUUGGCUUCCCAGGAAGCAUUUCCAGGGUGUUUCCUGAAGGUUGCCCCAGUUUGCAAACAGGCUGCACUGGGGCCUCCUGCCAGCCCCAGGGAGGAUGUGGCAAGAGGAACAGGGUUGUCAGGAAGCCUUUUGGAGCCCCCAGCCAGGGCUGGGUGCUGCUGGAGCCGGACAGUGGCACUGGAUGCUUGCAGCGAGUGCAUGCCUUGGACGCAGGGUGGUGGCUGGGCUGGGCAGGAGAUGCCCUGUCUGAGGCUGGUGUUAGCUCCAGGGUAGCAAAGUGUUGUGGUUUUGGAGCAAUGCCCUGGCUCUUGGUAGCUUGUCCUGCUUCCUUCCCAGGCCCUGAGAUGCAGAGGGAGCUGGGUGCAAGCUGGGGAGCAGGAGCAUGCUGCGGGCAGGGAGUUUAGUGACCUUAAGUAGGAUCUUCCUAUGACUCUACUUGGGGUCUUCCUGCUGCUAGGGCAGCUUAGAGGCUUGCUGGGAGAUGCAGGGCUGGGGAAGGGGGCCCCAGGUGAGGUGGAGACCUCCCUUUGCACCUCCUGGGACUUGAUGUUCCCUCUUUGCUUUUACCCACAUGGCUUCCUAAGGGGUGGUUUUACUUCCCCCUCUCCUCCGCCACUACAACUGGCAGAGAUGGAUUUGCUGCUUGUGUACUUCCCUUGUGUGCCCACCUGUGACAUCCCCCGGGGCUGGGGGACGGAUGUGGUGCCCAGGACCCAGCUGCAUGGGCUGGGCACUUGUGCCACCCUGCCGUGGGCCAGUGUGGCUGUGCCUCCCGUGCUCCGCCGGGCGAUGCUGCGUGGUGCUGCUGGGGGUUUCAGGCCGUUGUCCUCUGGUGGUUCUCCUCGUGGCUGACCUGCCAUGGCCAUGGAACCUCUCUGCUCUUCUCUAAUAAACUGUCUUGGUCCCA